AUGUUGUUCGCCGUUUACUCAUUUUGCAAAGUUGGUGGCGAUAUAAAAAUUUACGCAGAAGUCGAACUGAGUUUUUUAUAUGUAGCAAAUAAUUAUAAUAAUAGUUGUAUAUCGGAUCAAGAGCCAAUCGAAGAAUAUCCAAUCACUAUAGAACGGUCAAAAGAUGAUUACCCAAUCAAUGUAGAAGGUAUAGAUUUCAAUGAUCAAAAUUCAUUGAUAAACUUUAAUAGAAUCUAUAAUCUCUAUUACGAAUGCUUGGAGAAUGGAAAUGAUAGUUUAAGAUCACAAUGUGUAAAGUUCUUUGUUGACUAUCAUGAAUACAAGUUUAUACAUAGUAUUGACAUUCAAGGUUAUAUCAAGUUCAUUGUCGAUGUCUUCUUUGAUCCCGAGUUCGAUGUAUUCAGAAAGAUGUCGUCGUUUUACUGUGGAUCACAUAAACCAACAAUACAACAAAUAUACAACAGAAUAAUCAAUGAUAAAAGAGUAAUUAUUAAUAAAUUGAUUAAUUAA
This is a messenger RNA of Heterostelium album PN500, 510 nucleotides long. RefSeq lists its product as uncharacterized. The record is from RefSeq and is a predicted model, not a curated record. The transcript is spliced from 3 exons. The coding region runs from base 1 to 510 and encodes 169 amino acids. NCBI's taxonomy places the organism in Eukaryota, Evosea, Eumycetozoa, Acytosteliales, Acytosteliaceae.